Molecule: messenger RNA, 1745 nt
Organism: Phodopus roborovskii (desert hamster)
Lineage: Eukaryota; Metazoa; Chordata; Mammalia; Rodentia; Cricetidae
Product: N-acetyltransferase family 8 member 2
Exons: 1
Coding region: 52-732 (226 amino acids)
Molecular function (GO): N-acetyltransferase activity
Source: RefSeq, a predicted model, not a curated record
AGGUCUCUCUGUCCCUUGUGAUUACUGGCUUUUGAGACCCAGCAGUCUCCCAUGGCUCCUUAUCACAUCCGCCAGUAUCAGGACAGGGACCACAAAAGGGUCCUGGACUUGUUCUCCAGGGGCAUGGAGGAGAAUGUCUCUGCUGCCUUCCGCCAUAUGCUGACAGUGCCCCAGACCCUCCUACCCUUAUUUGGGGUGAUCGCGACCAUAGUCCUGGUGUGUGGCUCCUGGUUCCUGGCCACAGUGAGCAGCUUCCUCAUACGCUUUUGCCUAUGGCUCCUUGUCUGGCAUUCUUGGAGAAAAUAUGUGGCUACAUCUUUGCAAACAGACCUGGCUGACAUCACCAAGUCCUAUCUGAAUGCCCGUGGCUCCUUCUGGGUGGCUGAAUCUGGGGGCCUGGUGGUGGGCAUCGUGGGGUGUCUGCCAGUCAAGGAUGCCCCACCAGGGAGGAAGCAGCUGCAGCUCUUUCGCCUGUCUGUGUCCUCACAGCAUCGAGGACAGGGGAUAGCGAAAGCGCUGGUCAGAACUGUCCUCCAGUUUGCACGGGACCAGGGCUACAGUGACGUCGUCCUCGAGACCAGCAUUGUGCAGUAUAGCGCUUUGGCUCUCUACCAGGCCAUGGGCUUCCGGAAGACACAGGAGUACUUUGGCAGCGCCGUCACGAGGUUGAUGGCCCUUUCGAUCAUUCGUUUUACUUACUCGCUCCCUUUUGCCUGGGAGCCAGGGCUGUGACCUUUCUCUGUCUGUGGGCCUCCAUUUCACAAAACCCUGCUGGCUCGCAGGAGCUCAGGAUCCGUUCCUUUCAGAUCCAGUUUUACUGGUGGGUGGGGGGUUUGCAGGUUUUAAGUGCCACCCUUUCGUCUCCCUACAGUCACGAUGAUAUAGCACAGGACCCACCCCGAGUAGAUACUGCACACAUUUCAUGUAUGACUCCAUUAACUGUCAGUUUCACAUGGGUGAACAGAAGUUCCAGCAUCCCGGUCAGGAUGUAGAAUCUUUGCAGUGAACACAGAAAGGAGCAAGGCUCUCUGGGACACUGGACUUGUCACUUAGGGGAAAAUCUAAGACGUGUAGAAACGGAGCCUCCUCUGAUAGAGACAUGGCCAGUCAGGGUUCCGGGUGGCGGGUGCCCUGUGAGACCUGGAGCGAUGAAGCCCUCAGCUGACUCCUAAGCCACCCUUGUGCCAAGAGGAGGAAGAUGACCUCUGAUGCAUCCAGAGCAAUUUUGAAUGGCCUGUCCUGGGCAUGGUGACCCCUCCCACCCCGGCUGUAUUUGGUUCCAGUCUUAUGGGAAAACACAACUAAAUGGAUACCAAACGAGGAGCAUUCUUGUGCACCUAGGAGGAGAGUAUGGAAUCAAGAAGUGCCAUGGACAUGUCACCCUAGAGAAUAAUCUCAGAACCAGUUGACACUUGCUUGAGUUGGAAAGCAGUGAGCCUCCAGUGACCCUGGUUGUCCUCUGUGAAAAGAUUUCGUAAGCCCAAGUGUCUUACAGAUAAGAGGAAACACCAGGAACAGUAGUUAAAACAGCAGUCUCGGAUCGGAGCAAAGGCACCCUGAAUGAAUGCAGGAAGGAGCUCUCAGAACUAAUGAGGUUGCUGGGUGCAGCCUCCCUGAGUAAUUGGCAAGAAAGACCCCGAGGUCCAACAAACCACAAAUACUGUUGCCACUGCUUUUGGUCGAUGACCAGAACUACAGAUCCUCAGCACAUCACAUGCUUUGGUUUCAGACAUGGAGAAAGUCAA